AUGAAAGCUGCAGAGGGGAUCAGAGAAGUGGCUGAUCAGGCAAAAAUUGAUGUUGUCAUGAGAGAGCUAGAGGAAGUAGAACACAAGAAGAAGGAAGAAUUGGAGAAGAAAGCAGCAGCUGCAGAAGCAAGGAAAGUAGCUGCAGAAGAAAAGAAGCUUGCUGCAAAAGAAGCAAAGAAGAAGGCAGCUGAAACUAGAAGGGUAGCAGCUGAAGAGAAGAAAAAGCUUGCUAGAAUGAAGAAGGAAGUUGCUUCUCAGAAGAGAAAAGAAGUUGCAAAGAAGAAAAAGGAAGCUGCAGAAAGAAAAGAAGCUGCUCAGGUUGCUGCUUUUGCAAGAAGAUCAGCUGCAGCUGGACCAUUUGCUCCUCCAGCAAUCAAAGAAAAGCUCAAUCUUGCAUGA
This is a messenger RNA of Brachypodium distachyon (stiff brome), 399 nucleotides long. RefSeq names its product axoneme-associated protein mst101(1)-like. The transcript has a single exon. The coding region runs from base 1 to 399 and encodes 132 amino acids. The record is from RefSeq and is a predicted model, not a curated record. NCBI's taxonomy places the organism in Eukaryota, Viridiplantae, Streptophyta, Magnoliopsida, Poales, Poaceae.